UGAACUGGCGCGAUUCCUCACUCUCACACCAUUUUUUCUUCUUCUUCUUCGUCUUCUUCUCCUUUGAAGGGCUCUAGGGCUUUUGAUUUGGACUAGCUCCUAGUUUAGUAACUGUGGGAAUGUCUACCGAGGGCUCGAUGGACAGCGUCGACGAACGCACCUCCUCAAAGCGAAAGCUCGACAAUUACGCCGGUGAGGAUGAUUUCUCAUCGAACUUCGUCUCAGUUAGGUUGAGGAGAGAUGAAAAUGAUGCUGUCAACACCACCUGCGCCUGUCCGACUGAUCCGCCUCUUGUUGAUUCGAUGGUUUCUGAUGCCUAUUCAGGGCGCUGCGUUUCACCAUCAGGUUCUCUUUACUCACUUCAAUUCUUUGUUAGAAUGCUCUCCGAAGGUAAGACCCUGGUUCUACGCGCCAAUCCGAAUGAUACAAUUAAAAUGGUACUGGAGCGCAUUCAAGAGAUUACGAGAAUUCCGGCAACAGAGCAGAGGUUGAUUUAUGGGGGCAGGCAUCUCCAAUUGGAGAAAUCAUUAGCUGAAUGCUCCAUUCAGAAUGAUGCCGGGCUUCAUUUGGUGAGUCGGAUGCGUAGCACAACUCACCCGCUAGCUUGGCGGGUGGUAAAUGAGAUGGUUUCGGCAGUUUGGCGGAUGUCCCGGGGUGAACUUUCACCAUCCUCGAAGUUUAUUCAGUCAAGACUACUGAAAUUCUUGAACUUGACUCCUACAGAGGACAAGGAAGAAGCUUUGGGGCACUUCGAUACAUUUUUAGCUUCUUCUGCCCCUGCAGCUUUGGUUAUGCUCUACAUGUCGCCGCACGAGGGUAUCAAGGAGUGCGCCGAGCAAUCAAUUAGGCAAUUUAUUUGUGCUUUUACACCUGUCAUGCCAUAUAUGCUUUCACUUGGUGCACCCAUAUUGUUAGAAUUUUGUAAGUUACUUAGCAGAGAUUCUCAUGAUGACCCUCUAUAUAUUUUCUGUAGAAGUAGUCUUGCUCUGAUGAUGGAUGAUAUCAGUAUCGGAUGGGGCUCAAGAAAUAGAUUUAGCUAUGACCAUUUGAUUGUAGUUCAAGAUAUUAUCCCAUUCAUUACAGAACUUGCUGCUAGUAUAUCUAAUGGUCUUUUGUUAAGUGUGAAGUCACCCACUAGCAAUAAACUGUGUGCCUGUGAUGUCCGUGAUUUCAAGGCUUUCUUGCUGCCGAUACGAACUGCAAUCAGCGAGCAGAUUGGGUUCCCUGCGCCUUUUUCUGAGAAUGGUUAUAACCUUCCUUGUUAUGACGAAGAGAUUAACUCCAUUCACGAUAUUUAUACUAAUUUAUUGGAAAAGAUGGAACUCUGCCUCCAGAAUGUGGAAGAGUGCUUGGCCAUGAAACAGAAAAAGGAAGGUGAACUUCUUGAUCAAGGAUGGUCUCAAUAUCUUUCUAUUUUGGAGGAAUUAAAUUGCAUGUCUGAACUCUACCAGGAUGCUGAGGCCCAAUUUUGGUUAAAAUUGAAGUGUAGAAAGGUUUCUAUUUGUUACCUCAUCACUAGAUACGCCAAAAGAAGUGAUUAUUUUGAAUGGAUUUUGGAAAACAAAGAUGUGACAGAUUUUGAGUCAAGAAGGCAUCUAGUGAUGAUGAUGUUUCCUGAACUGAAGGAUGACUCUGAAGAUCUUUUGGAGAUGCUCAUUGAUAGGUCAAAAUUGUUAAAUCAGUCAUUUGAGUAUAUUGGACUAGUAGAUCCUAAUGCAUUACGUGGCGGUUUAUUUUUGGAGUUCAGGAAUGAGGAAGCUACAGGGCCUGGUGUAUUGAGAGAGUGGUUUUUAUUGGUAUGCCAAGAAAUUUUUGAUCCACAGAAUGGUCUUUUCUUAGCUUGUCCACAUGAUCGCAGACGAGUUUUUCCUAAUCCUGCAUCCAAGGUGAAGCCCAUGCACCUUGAAUACUUUAGCUUCUGUGGCAGGUUAAUUGGCCUAGCCUUGAUGCAUAAGGUGCAGGUUGGCAUUAUACUUGAUCGUGUGUUUUUCUUGCAAUUGGCUGGGAAGCAUGUUACCUUGGAAGAUACUCGGGAUACAGAUCCAUUUCUGUACAACAGUUGCAUGAAAAUUCUGGAGAUGGAUCCAGAGAUGUUAGAUUCAGAUGCUCUAGGUCUAACAUUUGUUUGGGAAGUAGAAGAGCUAGGAUCCAGGACAAUUGUGGAGCUUCGUCCUGGUGGGGAAAACAUUGCUGUGUGUAGUAGGAACAGGCAGGAGUAUGUUGAUCUUGUUAUUCAACAUUGUUUUGUCACGUCUGUCAGUAAGCAGGUAGCCUACUUUUCUCGAGGGUUUGCUGAUAUUCUUUGCAACUCAAACCAGCGAAAAAUGUUUUUUGAGUAUUUAGAGCUUGAAGAUCUUGACUGGAUGCUGCGUGGGAGGGGGAGUGCUAUUUCAAUCAAUGAUUGGAAGGCACACACCGAUUAUAAUGGCUACGAAGAAACUGAUCCACAGAUACGCUGGUUCUGGAAGAUUGUUGCAGGAAUGUCGGGAGAGGAGAGAAAGAUCCUACUCUUUUUCUGGACGUCGGUGAAAUAUCUACCGGCAGAGGGGUUCCGUGGCUUGGAUAGUCGGCUGGCCAUCUACAAGUCUCUGGAGUCUUACGACCACCUCCCCUCGUCUCACACAUGCUUCUACCGCUUGUCUUUGCCAGCAUAUCCAUCUAUGGCUGUCAUGAAGGCUCGCCUUCGCACGAUCACCCAGGAGUGUGUUAACGGGGGCUUUGGUACUGGGUAAAUAUUAUCAUCUGGUGCUGCCUUCUUGUACAGAUUACCCCCCCCCCUCCCGAGGGGGGGGUGUUGUGGCGCCGGCUGUGUUUGAUCCUUUUCCAAGACUGAAUUAACAUUCGCAAACCGGCUUAUUGUCUGUCACCCAGAACUCUGAAUUUUUUUAUUCAAAGUCCUAAGAGUUAUUAUCA
This is a messenger RNA of Diospyros lotus (date-plum), 2913 nucleotides long. Its product is annotated as E3 ubiquitin-protein ligase UPL5-like. The record is from RefSeq and is a predicted model, not a curated record. Bases 120 to 2732 code for a protein of 870 amino acids. Gene Ontology annotation, biological process: positive regulation of protein catabolic process; proteasome-mediated ubiquitin-dependent protein catabolic process; protein polyubiquitination. The transcript is spliced from 3 exons. Lineage: Eukaryota; Viridiplantae; Streptophyta; Magnoliopsida; Ericales; Ebenaceae. Gene Ontology annotation, molecular function: protein binding; ubiquitin-protein transferase activity.